Molecule: messenger RNA, 1560 nt
Organism: Gryllus bimaculatus (two-spotted cricket)
Lineage: Eukaryota; Metazoa; Arthropoda; Insecta; Orthoptera; Gryllidae
Source: the annotation of a GenBank genome assembly
AUGCAGGGGCCGCGAGACGACCCGGAGCCCACGAUGGUGAACGUGUUCGAGGUGCUGAAGCAGGCGGCCGCGGGCGCCGCUUUCUGGAACGAUUCGUCCGUCGCCGCGUGCGCCGGGGACAUCCGCCGAGUGAUGGACGGAGCUCUGGCGCGCGAGCGCUGGGCUCUCAUGAAGCAUGAGAGAGUGUGGCGCGGCGCGUGCGCAGUGGGGACGCACGGCGAAAGCUCCCGGAGCCGCUGCUGGGCCGGGACCUUCACCCUGCACCUGGGCGACUACGACCAGUGCCUGCGCGCCCGCUCCCCAGUGCUGUUCGCGGAGCCGCUACUGCCUGGCGCGCCGCCAUCGGCCAGCGCAUCGCCACGUGCGUGCCUUCCACGUGCAACGUUGCGCUCGCUGGACGCGCUGCUGGCCAACGGCAGCGCCGGCGUUGGUGUGUGCGCGUGCCCGCCCACACGUAGCCAGGCCGCCGCCGAACCCCUUCGCCUUCCACCCAGCCCUCGUCGCCUUCGGUGGCUGCUGCAUAGUGUGCUUGGAAGUGGGCGUGUGCUUGUGCAGGUUGGUAGUGCUGCUGGCUGUGCUGAACGCACUGGGCUGGUUCCUGCUGACGCACAAUGGGAGCGUGUGCCUGUGCAGGGUGGUGGUGCUGCUGGCCGUGCUGAACGCCCUGGGCUGGUUCCUGCUGACGUACAAUUGUGCUUGAGUUGUAGUGGAGCGGGUGCUGUGCAGGGUGGUAGUGCUGCUGGCCUUGCUGAACGCCCUGGGCUGGUUUCUUCUGACGCUCAAUUGUGCUUGGAAGUGGGCGUGUGCCUGUGCAGGUUGGUAGUGCUGCUGGCUGUGCUGAACGCCCUGGGCUGGUUCCUGCUGACGUACGAGGGCGUGCGGCGAAGGCUGCCCGUGGGUUGGCAGCCCUCGCCCGAGACGGCCAACGCCAUGUCGCCCGUCGCCGCCUGGAGGAAGAUCAGCGGGGCAUCCGAUCCCCGCCCCUGCCUCAAACGUCACUCUCCAGGAGCAGGGGGCGCUAGAGGUGGAGAUACUAAAGGGAAUGGGGAUGGUUCUCGCAACUAUUCGGGAUCUGGGGCAUCACGCGAGGUACAGGCCGUGAAGCGCGUGGGCGCGAAGGACCCCGGCGACUGGAGCUGGGCGCUUUCGCGUAUGUCGGCGCUCGGCGGGUUGCGCACACUGUCCAUGGUGAGCGUGGUGAUCUCCCACCGGGAAUGGCUGAUGCGUAAUCUACCAUUGCUGAACAAGAGGGACUUGUCGCAGCGGUUGCUAGGGUGGCUGCACGUUUACUUCCCGCUCAGCUUCCUCGCUGUCGACACCUUCCUCUUUGUGGCCGGGUGCGUGCUGGCCUACUCGUUUGCCUGCACCCGCCGGCGCCAGCCGCGCUCCCUCCGCCAGCUGCGCUCCUGGCUGCCCGCCUUCUACCUGCACAGAUACAUCCGAAAAUAUUUGUUUGAUUUCAUUACCUUUUCCCAUCGUGACUCCAUAAUAAUUCACAACAAUACAAUUUACCAUAUUAUAAAAUACAUAAAAAAAAAUGUUAUGUACCCUAAAGAGUAA